This is a messenger RNA of Peromyscus californicus insignis, 1169 nucleotides long. RefSeq names its product G protein subunit gamma 14 (gene Gng14). Bases 570 to 788 code for a protein of 72 amino acids. Gene Ontology annotation, biological process: G protein-coupled receptor signaling pathway. Lineage: Eukaryota; Metazoa; Chordata; Mammalia; Rodentia; Cricetidae. Gene Ontology annotation, molecular function: G-protein beta-subunit binding. The record is from RefSeq and is a predicted model, not a curated record. Gene Ontology annotation, cellular component: heterotrimeric G-protein complex. The transcript has 3 exons.
GGAAGUUAUUAAGUCACAUGACCCUGCAUAGACCCUGCAGUCCUGGUAGCGGCCAUUUUACUCCUGUGUUCCGUACAUUGGCUCCUAUGAGCGAGAUGAUUGUUCCUAAGACGGAGCCUUUGGACAGCAUUAGGACAUCAGGCAAAAUGAGUUAGUUGCAGCAUCUUGUCAAAUGGAAUAGUGAUUCCUUUUGGUGCCUCCCAGAGUCUCCGCAAACUUCUUUGCCUCUUCUGACACUCCAGCCACAGUUGUCACCUCCCACUGGAUCACGGGCCUCUUGUGGGAGGCAGGGAUGACUGCCAUCAUUUACCCCAAGAAGCCACAGGAGCACUUUUAAUUCUACAGUUUGUGUGGUCUACACUAAAUAGUGCUCUUUGCUGGGCACUAAGAUUCAGCAGUGAACAAGACCUCUGCCCUCCUGAUGUCCAUAGUCUGAACGAUGAAACAGAAAACUGUGGUUAAGCCAGGCUCGGGGCACACACCAGACAGCAGUCAGGAGGUGCAGACACUAGCCGGCAGUCAGAUGGAGGCAGAAGAAUCUCAAGUUCCAGGCCAGCCUGAACUACAGAAUGUCCAACAAGGUGGCCAUUGGCAGUGACAUUGGACAGGCCCGCCGGGCGGUAGAGCAACUGCGGAUGGAGGCAGGCAUCAACCGCAUACAGGUGUCCAAGGCAGCCACAGAUUUGCUGCAGUUCUGCACAGAGCAGGCCAAAAGCGACCCUUUCCUUGUGGGCAUCCCAGCUGCCACCAACCCUUUCAAGGAAAAGAAGCCCUGUGCUAUCCUAUGAACCCAUGAUAAUGCUACUGCCCCGUGACCCUGGAUACCACAGGAAGAAGGGCCUCAAUAAACAUGAUUGCUCCUGUGUUACAACUUGUGUGUGCUGAAGCGGGAGGCUGAGGGGUACCACAGCUUUUGGGGAUCAGUGCACACCUGUCAGGCUUCCGUCUAUGCCCAUUUCCAUAGUCAUAGCCGCACACAUCUGCGCACCUAGAGCCCUACGUGAAGAGACCUGCACUAUGGCCCCCUGCCACAAGCCUACAGGGUGGUUGGGGCAGGUGUCUACUCCCUCCAUAUAGACCUACACUGGGAAUUUGAGUCAGAGUCUACAUGCCACAUAGCCCACAAGCACCUCACUAAGUUACAUCAGACCAAGUGUCCAUGGUCCUUG